GCUAAAAUAAAAAGAAAAAACCGCCUGAGGAGAGAUGCCUCGAGUCAGACAGGAGGAGGUCCAUCAAUUUAUGAAGAAUUGUCAGAAAUGGAUAUAAAGUUCCUGUCCAUUUUAGGAGCUGACUAUGGUUCUGGAUUACCUGGUGUACAAAUGCAACCAAUUCUGAUAGAAGAACCGCAACCUGCUGCUUACAAUCCUUCCCAACACAGCACCAGUGAAGGAAGAAGUGAGGAGGCAGUUUGGUUAAAUGUUGACUUAGAAGGAAAUAGUGAUGAUCUUACUACUGCAGUAUCGAGACCUAGUGAUACUGGUACAAAUACCGACAGUGGUACAACCCAGAUCAUAGAAGUACCAUCGACAUCAUCAGCCCAUAUUAUGGUGACAGAAAGAAUAGAAUCACCAAGACCAUCAACAUCAUCCAUUGAUAUGCAGAGCAAUGUCCCAUCGGGCAUUACUCAAUUUGUUGAAGGAAGGGAAGUACCAAGAAGGAGGCGUCGAUUGCGACGACGUCACGUGUCCAUUGCAGAGGCAAGGGAGCAGUUGGUGGCAACUUCCAGGUCACGAGCAGAAGCAGAGUUAGCCAACAGUCGUUCUAUAGAACAGGCUGUUGGUAUACUCAAAGAAAUGUUGGAUGUAAUGAAAAGGAUAUGCCCAAGGUCAGUAAUAAGAAUAGAAUGGUAUAUUUUUUUUUCAAAUAAAUUAAUUAUGUAUUUUGAAUAAUAACUUUAUAAUUUAUAUCACUUAAUUUAGAAAACAAUUUUAGCUGAGAAAUAUAGGCAAAAAAAUUAGAUGUUAAUCUUUUCAAACAAAAAUAGAAUACAAUAGAAAUAAUCUUCAUUCAUUUAUUUAAACAAUAAUUUCAAACUAGAAGCACAC
Galleria mellonella (greater wax moth) is the source of this 876-nucleotide messenger RNA. RefSeq lists its product as uncharacterized. Bases 88 to 720 code for a protein of 210 amino acids. Lineage: Eukaryota; Metazoa; Arthropoda; Insecta; Lepidoptera; Pyralidae. The record is from RefSeq and is a predicted model, not a curated record. The transcript is spliced from 3 exons.